Messenger RNA from Lates calcarifer (barramundi perch), 3301 nucleotides. RefSeq names its product selectin P (gene selp). Gene Ontology annotation, biological process: heterophilic cell-cell adhesion; leukocyte tethering or rolling; response to cytokine. Gene Ontology annotation, molecular function: calcium ion binding; oligosaccharide binding; sialic acid binding. Gene Ontology annotation, cellular component: membrane; external side of plasma membrane. NCBI's taxonomy places the organism in Eukaryota, Metazoa, Chordata, Actinopteri, Centropomidae. The record is from RefSeq and is a predicted model, not a curated record. The transcript is spliced from 17 exons. The coding region runs from base 131 to 2965 and encodes 944 amino acids.
UGGUAAAAGUGAUAUUACAAAAUUAGGUGUUGACUCAUUCCCUGAAGAACACUUAAUACUGUUUUGCCAUUGAUCAUCAGCAAAGCAGAGUACAUGCAUCGACAAGAAUGACUGACUGAAGGCCGAUCAAAUGAUGUCUCAAGAAUCAGUUUAUAUUAGACAAAGUCUGCAUCACAGGGUGCUGAUAGCUGCACUGAUUGUAUUAACCCAAGACCUGAGCAGCGGAGGAGGCGCACAGGCAUGGACCUACAACUACAGCGUUGCUCCAAACAGGAGAUGGCAUGAGGCACGCCAGUGGUGCCAGCAGCACUUCACAGACAUGGUGACAGUCCACAGCCAGGAGGAGAAUGACUUCAUCAACAAUCUGCUGCCAUUUAACCCAAAAUAUUACUGGAUAGGAGUUCGCAAAGUGGAUGGAGAGUGGACCUGGGACGGAACUGAUAAGAACGUGCCAGAGGACGUUCAGAAUUGGGCGCCAGGGGAGCCAGAUAACAUACAUGGUCAGGACUGUGUGGAGAUUUACAUCAAGAGGGAAAAAGACACAGCCAAGUGGAACAAUGAGAAAUGCCGCAAUAAGAAGGGAACUGCCUGCUACUCUAACUCUUGCACUCAGGAUUCUUGCAGUGCCCAUGCAGACUGUGUGGAGACUGUAGGGAACUUUACCUGCCUGUGCCAUCCUGGUUUCACUGGGCCACGCUGUGAAGAGGCAAUCGCAUGCAAACCCUUGCUGGAUCCAGAACGAGGUUCUCACUACUGUUUCCAUCCCUAUGGGUCCAAUCGUUUCAACUCUUCCUGCCGUUUCCACUGUGAACUUGGCUUUCGCUUGGUAGGCGUGCCGCAACUGUUUUGCCAAACCAGUGGAUAUUGGAGCCACCCUGUUCCUCUGUGUCAAGUUGAACAGUGUCCCGCUCUGAACCACACCAACAUCAGUGGAGGUAGCAUGAACUGUACCCACCCCAUCACAUCAUACAGCUACAACUCCACCUGUGAGGUCAGGUGUGAUGAAGGCUAUGAGCUCAGUGGAGAGGCCCAGAUACGCUGUGACCACACUGGCCAGUGGACAGCCAGUGUCCCAGUUUGUACAGUAAAAAAGUGCCCCGCCAUUUUCUUUCCUGUUACGGGCAAAAUGACAUGUGUGGACGCCGUGGAGCCAUUCUCCUUUGGCUCGCUGUGUAACUUCACCUGCCAGGAAGGCUACCACCUCACCGGCGACCACACGCUCACCUGUCUGGCUUCAGGACAAUGGAGCAGAGCUCAGCCUACAUGCACAGUGGUACAGUGCACCAGUCUACAGGCUCCACCCCAUGCCUCUGUGCAAUGCCAAGGCCCUUUAGGAGUGCACAGCUAUGGCUCAAUAUGCUCUGUGCAAUGUGAAGAGGGAUUUGAUCUGCUUGGCACAAACAUGACAAAAUGUUCUCCACAAGGAAACUGGAGUCACACACUUCCUGUCUGCCAGGCCAAAAAGUGCACUCCCUUAGAUCUCCCUCAUGGCUCCCUCUCCUGCUCUGGCCCUAAUGGUUUCUUCAGUUUUGGUUCUCGGUGCACGGCAACCUGUGACGAGGGUUUUCUCCUGAAUGGGACGGCCACUGCUGAGUGCACUUCUCUGGGCACAUGGAGUGCAGACAUAACGCAUUGCUUGGCUAAAAGAUGUCCAACUCUUAACUCUCCUACCUACGGCUCCUUAUUUUGCUCUGAUCCCCACGGAGAGUUCAGUUUUGGUUCUCAGUGCACGUCAUCCUGCGAGGAGGGCUUUCUCCUGAAUGGUACAGCUUACACGGAGUGCACCUCUGUGGGCACAUGGAGUGCAGAUAUCCCACGUUGCUUGGUAAAGAGAUGUCCCAAUCUCAGUUCUACCCCGCAUGGCUCUUUUUUCUGCUCUAAUCCCCAUGGGGAGUUCAGUUUUGCUUCUCGGUGCACCUCAACCUGUGAGGAGGGUUUUGUCCUAAAUGGAACCGCUGACACUGACUGCACUUUUCUUGGCACGUGGAGCAGAGACAUCCCACGUUGUCUAGCAAAGAGAUGUGCCACUCUGAGCUCUCCCCCUCAUGGCUCUUUAUCUUGCUCUGAUCCCCAUGGAACCUUCAGUUUUGGUUCUCGGUGCACGUCAAAAUGUGAGGAGGGCUUUCUGCUAAAUGGAACAGCUGACACAGAGUGCACCUCUGUGGGCGUGUGGAGCACAGACAUCCCACAUUGUUUUGCCAAGAGAUGUCCCGCUCUCAAACCUCCUUCCCGUGGCUCUUUUUUCUGCUCUCAUCCUCAUGGAGAAUUCAGUUUUGGUUCUCAGUGCACGACGACCUGUGAGGAAGGUUUUGUCCUGAAUGGCACUGCUGACACUGAGUGCACCUCCCUGGGCACCUGGAGCAGAGAAAUAACCCCCUGUCUGGCACGUUCAUGCCCCCUGUUGGCUAAACCUCCACAACAUGGGAGGAUGAACUGCAGCCAUCCAUACUCCCCUUUCAGCUACAACUCCCACUGUGACUUUGAAUGCCAUGAGGGUUUCUGGCUGAGAGGAACACCAACUAUAACAUGCAACAACUCAGGCCACUGGAGUCAGGAUCUGCCCACCUGCCAGCCGGUACAGUGCGACACCAUCCGCAAUUUGUCUUUACCCCUGUCUAUGAACUGCUCCCACCCUCUGGGGAAUUUCAGCUUUGGCUCUCAGUGUCUUUUUACCUGUGAAGAUGGAUUCUUCCUGAAUGGUACUGACUCCCUGCUUUGCUCCUCUGCUGGGUUUUGGAGUGACAGUCUGCCUAGCUGCAUAGGGGAAGGUAUGCCUGUGGGAGCUGCCAUGUUGAUGAAUAGUGGAGUCGGGGUAAUUAUUGUUGUUCUGCCACUUGUCCUGAUAGGACUGGUUUUGUUGCUGCUUUUGAAGUUGAAGUUGAUUAAGUUUAAGAGAAGAGAACACACAAUCAUGACUGAGGUGCCAUCCUGGGAAGAACGAGAGAAUCCAGCAUUUGAGUUUUAAUUUCUUUUUCUUUAUUGAGUUUCUUUUCUUUUCUUUUCUUUUUUUUUUGCAUAUUGGAACUUAAUGCUUGCUGUUAUGAAGCUCGGUAGUCUUUGUUUGAUAUUGCCAAAAGAUUCCAGUUGCAUUACAGCUUCACAUUAAUUGUGAUAUUAAUUUCCACUCAGACAUUUUUUAAAAUUAAAAAAGCUUUGCCUUUUGUUUUUCUUAAAGAGCCCACAACCAUGCAUGGCAGACGUACAGUAAAGUUUGUGUGCAGCUUUUGCUUUGUUUCCUGCUUGCACAUCCCUUAAAUUGUCUUGUCACUUAAAUGAUCAAUAAAUUAUAACCAUCCUUGCA